Bathycoccus prasinos is the source of this 1785-nucleotide messenger RNA. RefSeq lists its product with no specific name. The transcript has a single exon. Gene Ontology annotation, cellular component: nucleolus. Bases 1 to 1785 code for a protein of 594 amino acids. NCBI's taxonomy places the organism in Eukaryota, Viridiplantae, Chlorophyta, Mamiellophyceae, Mamiellales, Bathycoccaceae. Gene Ontology annotation, molecular function: histone H3K4 demethylase activity; histone H3K36 demethylase activity. The record is from RefSeq and is a predicted model, not a curated record.
AUGUCUAAAAAGAAGCGCAAGUCCACUGAAAACAAAGGAGGAGGAGGAGGAGGAGGCGACCAAAAUCGUCAACAUCGCGCCUCACCGAAUGAUUUCCUCUCGCCCGGUCCAGUUUCGAUGUCCCCGCACGACAUCGACGACGGGUACAUGAUGGGGGAGAAAAAGAAAAAAGCGCAGAGGAUGAAACAUUCGAACGAUGCGAUAUCGCACAAGGACUCGGACGAUCGAGUCUUCUUCGACGCGUCGAAAACGUCGACGUACUUCGAAGACGUCGAGAACAGUUUCAAAGUGGACGUUAUCGACGAACCGUCCUCGGCGUACGCUCCGAAACACUCAAAAAAUCUUACUUGGUCCGAUGUCAUUCGCGACGGCUUUAAAACAGUUACACCGGAGGACUGCGCGCACUGGCUGUUCUUUCCGUAUUCGACGGACGUGUUCCAGUCACGAAUAUUCGAACGGAAAUGUUUCGUUCGAAAGCAAAGCGUAACGAGCAAAAGUGGGUACGAGGAUUUACUCACCUCGGAGGACAUCGAGAGAUGGUUGAAGGAGAAAAAAUUGACGUACGGGACGAACGUCGACGUGACGAGUUAUAAAGACGGCGUGAGAAGAACGCACAACGCGAACGAUGGGUUUAGUAACGUGAGCAAAAACGCGGAUUACGAAACGGUCGCGAAACGGUUCGAGGAAGACGGGUGCUCGGUCAGAGUGUUGCAUCCGCAGAGGUGGUCGGAUAAGUUGUGGGCGUUGUUGUCGAAUUUGGAAAAUUUUUGGCAGUCGCCCACGGGGUGCAACGCGUAUUGGACGCCGGCGAAUAGUCAAGGGUUUGCCCCACAUUGGGAUGAUAUCGAUGCGUUUGUGUUGCAAAUAGAAGGGAGGAAGAGAUGGCGGUUGUAUCCAACGAGAGAUGUGAGCGAGAAGUUUCCGAGGUUUAGUAGCGAGGAGUUUUCGGAAGAAGAGAGGAAACGGUUGGAGGAGAUGAAGUACGUGGAAGUCAUUUUAGAACCCGGGGAUGUCAUGUAUAUGCCGAGAGGAACGAUUCACGAGGCGUUUUGUAUCACCAGUGAAGAUGAAAAUGAUGGAAAAAAAGACGAAUCGAGUUUGCAUUUGACGAUUUCGGUGAAUCAGCGGAAUACGUUUGCGGAUAUUUUAGAACACGUCUUCUCGGACGCGUUGGCGGAUGCGGUAAAUACGAACGUCGAGUUACGAAGAUGUCCACCGAGAGAUUUCUUGAGACAUUUAUCUCGAUUAGAUGAAACGGACGUUAACUUUCUAAACUCGAAAAAACUUUUAGAGCGAUGCUGUAACGUCGUCGUAGAGAACAUGAUGAAGAACAACGUCUUUGCCGGGUCGGUGGAAAAGCUCCUCGGGAACCUCAUGCGUGAACGCGUCAGGCCGCCGAAAGCACACACACGAUUAACCAAAGCGUCGUUGGGAGCGAAACCGUCGAUGAGCUCCAAAAUAGGUUUAGUACAAAAAAACUGCGCGUCUUUAGAAGACUGCGACGACGGCGUCGUUCGCUUGCGCACGUACAUCAACAACGAUAGAAAAUUACACAUGGAAGGCGCUUCGGCGAAUAUUCUAGACGCCGACGCCUACAGAGAAGCGUCGAGUUGCUUAAAAAUCGACCCUGAAAUCGAAGGUGACGAUUUAGACGCGCUAGCGACGGUCUUGUACGCAAACUACGAGGAUGGAGUAGAAGUGAAAGACUUGCCGUUUGAUACGGACGAAGAGAAAAUGGCCUUCGCGAGACGUUUAAUAGACACUAACGCCUUCUGUGUCCUCUAA